AUGAUUAAAAUUUUAAUUAAUUUUUUAUUUUUAAUUUUUAUUUUGGAAUUAUUUAUUAAUUAUUUAAUUUUUGGAGUAAAUGCAAAUAAACACAGACAUCAUAAAAUUCGCCAUAGUAGAAGUCCUUCCCCCUCCUUUUCUCAUUUACUUUCAUCAUCUACACCAACAGAUUUUCAAUUUACAGCUCCAUUUUAUAAUUUAAGUAUUUUUGAAAAUUCUGUCGGUCAAAGGGCUAAUAUAGCUUUAAAUCCAUCAAAUGCCCAAAUGGUUGGGUGUUGGUUACCCAAAGGUUAUAACCAAAUACAAUUUAGAAUAACUCAAGGAGAUGAACAAAAUCGUUUUGGUGUUAAAAGUCAAAGAUUGGGUAAUUUUGCAUUUUUGUUGUUAGAAUAUAAAGAUCAAAUGGAUGUUCUAAAUAGAGAAUUACAACCAGAAUUUAAUUUAAUUAUUUUAGCUACAACAAAAAGAAGAAGGGGAUUAGCAUUAGAAUCUAUAGCUAAAAUAAAUAUUCGUGUAUUGGAUGAAAAUGAUAAUCCUCCAAUGUUUAAAGAAUUAAAUUAUUUUUUAAAUUUAAAUAUUUUACCUUUACCUUUAAAUUCUAAAAUAAUUAAAUUGGAAGCAUUUGAUGCUGAUGAAGGAUUAAAUGGAGAACUUUUAUAUUCUUUAGUUAAACCUUCCAAAUAUUUUUAUAUUGAACAAACAACUGGUUGGUUACGUACUUUUGCCUCUCUAGAUUCUCUUAAAUUACCAACAAAUAUUACUCUGGAAGUUAAAAUAGAAGAUAGAGCAUCUAGAUUACAAAAUUCAAAUAAAGAAUUAAAUUCUUUUUCCCCUCCAAAUUUAUUUAAUAUUAGAAAUAAAGCUUUUGUUGAAAUAGAAAUUUUGGAUGGAAAUGACAUGUUAAAACAACCAAAGCUAAUUUUUCGACAAAUUCACUUCCAACCAAUUUUGGAGCAUCCAAUUCCUGUUGCUUUAAUUGAAUUAUUUGAUAAAGACUUGCAAAACAAAGAAAAUAUAAAUAUUCAAUUAUCUCGAUUAAAUACACAAUUUAUUUGGAAUUGUGCUUGGAUUGAAAGAAUUAAUUUAAUACAAUUUGCUUUAAAUAUUUGUCCUCAAUUUCCCCGAGACCUUUUGGGAUUAGAAGAGACUUUAACUGUUAGAAUAAGUGUUAGCCGACAAAUAGAUUUAUUAAAUAGUAAAAGUAUUACUUUUGGUGAUCAAGAAUUUCAAAUAAAGAUGGACCCUUCAAUUGGUAGAAAAAUAUCAUUAAAUUCUGGAAAAUAUAUUGGAGAUAAUUUAAUAAUUAAUUUAAAUGAGUCAAUGCCUGUUGGGAGUGUUUUGUGGCAAUUUCAGGCAGAAAUAAAUAAUUUAACAAAUAAUUAUUUGGUUGAUAAAGGGAAAAUUAGAUUUAAACUUUUACGUCACCAACAACAACAAAAAUUCCCUUUCGAUUUAGACCAAUUAACUGGCCAAUUAAAAUUAAUUUCUUCUCUUGAUUAUGAAAAUCCUCUUCAUCAAAAACAAUUUAAUCUUUCUAUUGUCGCCCAAUUAGAAUUGGGAAAUUCAAAAAAAUCUUUAAAACUUCAAUCAACGCCUUUGGAAAUUAAAAUUAAUUUAAUAGAUUUUAAUGAUAAUUGCCCCGAAUUUUUAGAAAUUCCUUUAAAUAAUUUAAUUAUUCUUGAAGAAAAACAUUUAAAAUCGUUAACUCCAAAUGAUAAUAUUAUUUGGAAAGCUAAAGCAAGAGAUCAUGAUGAAGGAAAAAAUUCCGAAAUAAUUUACAAAAUAAUUGGUGAUAAUUGGCAAUUAUUUGAUUUACAUCCAUUUAAUGGAGAACUUCGAAUAAUUAAAGAAUGGCCUAAUAAUCAACAACAAAUUAAUAUAAAAAUAUUAGCAAUGGAUAGGGGAUGGCCUUUCUCCCAUCAAACACAAUUACCUUUAAUUAUCAAAAAAGAUGAUGGAAAAGAAAUUUCUGUCAGUCCAGAAAUUAUUCAAAAUACUUGCCAAAUGCCUAAUAAAUUUGCACCUGAAUUUUUAAUUAAAGAAAAUGAAAUAAUUGGGGAAAUAGAAGAAAAUGCUGAACAAAAUACUACAAUUGGUUAUAUUAAAGCAAAAGAUGAGGACAUAGGAAUUAAUGGUUAUAUCCAAUAUUUUUUAAUUUCUUCAACAAAUAAUUCAAAAAUAAAUUCUUUUAUCGGAAUUGAACCAAAUAAUGGAAGAAUAUUCCUUUUAUUUUCUUUAAAUGGAAAAUUGGGGGGAAAUGAAGGAAAUAAUUUUGAUUUCCCCAUUCAAAUAUUGGCAAUAGAUAUGGCUGUAAAUAAAGAAAAACAAAAGGGGACUAAAAAGGAAUUUAAAAUUAGAGUAAAACCUGGAAGAAGAAAUGAACAUUCACCUAUAUUCGAGCAUUAUUCAUAUCGAAUAGCAAUUCGAGAAGAAAACGCCCCCGGAACAGAAUUACUUCAACUAAAAGCAUUUGACCCUGAUUUGGGUGAUAAUGGAAGGAUUGAAUAUAAAUUAAUUGAAAAUAAUGAAAUAAAUAAAUUAAUUUCUGUUAAUUCUCAAAAUGGUUUAAUUAAAGCAAUUAAAUCUUUGGAUAGAGAAGUUUUGGGAGAUUUAAUUACUUUUAAUGUUCUGGCUUCUGAUUUUGGAAUUCCUCAACGUCAAACAUUAACAAAUAUAACUUUAAUACUCGAUGAUAUUAAUGAUCAACAUCCACAAUGUUCGAGAGAAAUUGAACAAUUUUAUAUUUUGGAAGAUUCUCCGAAUGGGCAAUUGGUUGGGUGUGUUGGUGCUUUUGAUAAAGAUUUACAAAAAAAUAGUGAAAUAAUUUAUAUUUUAAUGACUGAUAAAAAUAAAAAUAAAAUUCUUCCUUUCCGUUUGGAUGAAGAUACUGGAUGCUUAUUUGUAGAUUUGGAACAACAACAAACUUUAAAUUUUGAAAAACAAAAAGAAUAUCAAUUUAAUAUUAAAUUAAAAGACAAAGGAACUCCAACAUUAGAAUCUUUAAUUAAUUGUUUAGUUAAAAUUAAUUUAAUUAAAGUUUUUGACAAUUCAAGACUGGAUAAACCAAAAUUCUCAGAAAUUGCUUUAGAAGCUAAUAUUGAAGAAAAUUCUCCAAUCGGAACAGAAAUUUUACGUUUAAAUGCUGAAAUUGAAGAAGAAAAAGAAGGAAUAAUUAAAGGGAGGAAAAGAAGGCAACAUAAAAUAAAAAAAGAAAUUAAUUAUAAAUUGGUUGGGGGAAAUGGUUUUGGAUUUUUUGAAAUUAAUUCGAAAAAUGGAAGUUUAAAAACAUUAAAAGACAAACAACAAUUUUGGUUAACAAUUAGAGCAGAAUAUUUAAAUAAUUUAAAACAACAACAAACACAUCAACAUAUUUUAAUUAAAAUUUUAAAUCAAAAUGAUCGUUUACCUUUAUUUUCUAUGCCGUUAUAUAAGGCAAUAAUUAAUGAAAAUUGUGAAGAAAAUAAAGUUGUUUUAAAGGUAGAAGCAACAGAUGCAGAUGAACAACAAUCAAUUAAUAAAUUAGAAAAUUUAAUUAAAUAUUCAAUUAUAAAUGACAAUUCUCAACAACAAAAUUUUGUUAUUGAUGAAAAUACUGGUCAUAUAUUAACUGGAAAAAAUAAAUUAGAUAGAGAACUUCAAUCAGAAUAUUUGUUAACAAUUCGUGCUUGUGAUUUAGGUUUAUUAUGUUCAACUUCAAUUGUCCAAAUAAAUGUGGAAGACGAAAAUGAUAAUUUUCCAAUUUUUGAUUUAAAAUAUUUAUCUUCAUUAACGGCCCCGGCAAAUACUUUGGGAUUUUUAGGAAGAGUUUAUGCAAUAGAUAAAGAUUUUGGAAUUAAUUCAAAAAUUAAAUAUUGGAUAGAACCAAAAAAUGAAAAAAUUGAAAUUGAUGUAAAUGGACGAAUUUUUGCUAAAAUACCCUUAAAAGCUGGAACUUUGGUUGAAUUUGUUGUUUUUGCUGAGGAUGGGGGAAAUCCAAAAUUAAAGGGAAAUGCAAGUGUUAAAAUGCCUGUUUUGGAAAGAGCAAGUCGUUUAAGUGCCUCCAAUCGAGCCCCUUCCCUCAUAAACCCAGAAAAUUGGCGUGAAAUUAUUUUGACAGGAUUUGAAUCUUUGGGUUCUGUUAUUGGAACGAUAAAAGCAAAAGACGAAGAUGAUGACCCUCUUUGGUGGUCAAUUGAAGAUGAGAAUGGAGAAGAAGAUUCUCUUGCUCAAAAAUUCUUUGCUUUAAGAAAUAUUAAAGAAGGAGCUGAAUUAAUUUUAAUUGAAAAUAUUCAAGAAUUAAAUAAUAUUCAAGAAAUUAUUGUUAAAUUUUCUUUAAGUGAUGGAUUGGAUACAAUACACGAUAAAUUAAUAAUUCGAUUAGAAUAUUCAAAAGAAAAUAUAAAAUUUUUUGAAGAAGAAAUUAAUUUACAAAUAUUUAAUGAAAUGCCUAUUGGAUAUAUUUUAUAUAAACCCCAAUUAAUUAAUAACAAUAAAAUUUCAACAAAAUAUUUAAUUCAUUAUUUUUUACAUUUAAUUGAUGAUAUUAACGGUUUUGAUGAAGUAUUUCGUGUUGAUCCAAUAAAUGGAAAUGUUAUUUUGGCUAAACAAUUACCUCAACGUUUAGCUUCCCCUUUUACUUUAAUUAUUGGAGCUACAAUUUAUUCACAACAUCAAAAAUAUAAUAUUAGCGGCUUUUCUACUCUUCGAAUAAAUAGGGGAGAGGAAAAUGAAAAUUCUCCAAUGUUUAUUGAAUGUUAUGGUAAGGAAGAGGGUUAUUUGGAAAUUUUACUUGAAGGCGAUGGAAAUCCUGGAGAUUUAAUAUAUACUUUUGAGGCUAUUGAUCCAGAUAGAGGAAAUUCUGGGAAAGUAAAAUAUUCAUUAAUUUAUGAACAGAAAAAAUAUCAGAAGCUUUUUUCUUUGGAUGAAAUAACAGGAGAAUUGAGGUUAUUGAAAGGGUGGCCUAAAAAAUUGGAAGAAGUUAAUUUAUUAAUUCGAGCUUCUGAUUCUGGAAAAUUUCCUCGUUCAAGUGACUGCCAUUUAAAUUUAUUAGCACCAAAAUCUUUAAUUAUUUCCAAUCAAUUUCAACCAAAAUAUUUAAAUUAUUCAAUUAAUAAUUUUAAAAAAUAUUUUGGAAAAAUAAAUUCUUUAAUUUAUUCUCCAAAAAUUUUAAAUUAUUUAAAUAUUGAGGAAAAUGAGGAAAUUAAAAAUAAAAAAGAAAAUAAUUAUUUAAUUGAUACUUCUAAUUAUUAUUAUAAAAUAGAAAAAGAAGAAUGUCAACAAUUAUUGUCAAUACAUUUUUCUAAUGGAAAAUUAGUAUUUAAUGGUGCUUAUACAGACUUGAAUGAAUUAAAUUGUUCAAUAUAUUUAAAUUCGAGAGAAAAUGAAAAAAAUAAUAUUUUAAUUUAUAAUAUUUUUGUUAAUUUAAAUUCAACAUUUUUAUUUCCUUUUAUUUCAACAAUUAAUGAAACUUUUGACAAUAAUACUUUUAAUUCUUUAUUAUUAAAUGAAGAAAUAUUUACAACAACAACAACAACAACACUUUCAACUCUUUCAAUAAAUAAUGAAGAAAAAGAAAUUCAAUUUUUACCUUCUUCUGAAAUUUAUUUUGAACAAUUUUUAUUAGAGAAUAAUUUAGAAUCUUCCUCAAUUUUCAGUUUUCCUCAACAAAUAUAUAAUUUAAAUAUUCCUGAAGGACGUCCUUUAAUUAAUCAAACAAUUUUACUUUCACUUUGGCCUUUACAGAAUAAUUUAUUUGGAAAUAAAUUGAAAUUUAAAUUAAUUUUUAAUAAAUUCGAAGAAAUUAUUUUGGAACGUUUUUUUAAAUUAGACAAAGAUUUUGGGAUUUUGUGGUUAAUAGAUGAUGGAAAUCCUAUGCCAAAAAUUUUAUUUGACAGAGAAGAACAGCCACAAAUAUUAAUGGCUAUUAAAGUUUUUAAUGAAGUUAAAAAUCUGUCAGCUUUGUGUUUGGUAAAAAUUAAUUUAGAGGAUAUUAAUGAUAAUCCGCCAAUAUUUACUGAACAAAAAUAUAUAGCUAAUGUUUUUGAAGAUGCCCAAAUAGGUGAUCAAGUUCUUCAACUUAAUGCAAAAGAUGCUGAUUCUGGAAUUAAUGGAAUGGUUAUUUAUGAAUUGGAAGAUGAGGCUUCAAUCCCUUCAUUUAUUCAAUUAAAUAAAUCUGACGGCCGUCUAUUAAUUUCUUCAGCAAUUUCUCAAAAACAAAAACAACAAAAAAUAUUUAAUUUUAAUGUUUUUGCUAUUGAUAAAGGAAUACCUUCACUUUCAAGCCUUCCAAUACAAAUAAAUUUAAAAAUUGUUGAUGCCCAAAUACCAAUAUUUUCAGCAAAAAUAUAUCGAGUAGAAAUGGCAGAAAUGACUGAAAAGAAAAUUUAUCCUUCUCCUUUACUUCAAUUAAAAGCAGAAAUUCCAAACAGAAAUUUAUCAAAAAUUGGUUACAAAAUUAAAAAUGCAAAAAUAAGUAAUGGAUUAUUAAAUAAUGAAGAAGAUGGAGGGAAUGAGGAUUAUUUAAAAUUAUUUAAUUUGGAUUUUGAUUUUGGACUUUUAUUUAUUUUAAAUUCAUUACCAACUUCCAACAAUUCAAAACAAUUAUUUAUUAAUUUAACUGUCGAAGCUUUUGCUGAAGCUUCUAAAAAUUCAGGAAUUGCUAAUGUACUUGUUAGACUUCCACAAAAAUUAAUUCCAACAAUUUCUUUUAAAUAUCCAAUAUUUAAAUGGAAUAUUUUUGAAAAUUCUUCUGUUGGAACAUUUAUUGGAAAAUUAGAAUUAUUAAAUAAUAAUAAUCCUUCUUUGCCAGUUAAUUAUUCUUUAUUAAUAAAUAAAAAUCAAAGAAAAAUCCCUUCAAUUAUUUCAAUUCACCCAACAAACGGCGAAGUUUAUUUGGCUAAUUUAAUUGAAGAUAAAGAAAAAAUAUAUGAAUUUAAUGUUUUGGCUUUGAUUAAAUUGGAAAAUGGAAAUGUUGAAAGUUGUGAAGGAUUAAUUCAAAUUAAUGUUAUUUUUGGAGGGAAAAAGGAAGGAGGAGAAGGAGAAAAAGGAAAGUCAAAAGAAAAAGAAGAAGUCCCUUUUGUGGAUAUUCCUAAUCAAUUUAAUUUAAAUUCCAAUCGAGAAUUAAAUACUCCAAUACCAACAUUCAAACCAGAGGAAAAGAAAGAAAAUUUUGUGGAAAAUAAUUUUUUGUUAAAUAAUUUUGUGCGAAGGCCUCUUCCUCCCCCUUCUAUUCAACAAAAUAUUUCAAAAAUGUUGAAAAAAGAAGAAACAAAUAUUAAAAAUGGACAAGUAUUGAAUGAAAUAUUAUUAAAUACAAAUAAUAAUAACAAUGAUUGGCUACAACAAUUUGUUGAUUCUAAUCGCUUAAUUCUUUUACUUCUUCCAACUUGUUUAUUGUCUUUAGCUUUAAUUUCUUUUUCUUUUUUUAUUUGUUGUCGGUAUUGUCAAAGAAAAAACAAAAAUAAUUUAAAUAAUCGAAAACAACGAAAGUCAAUUAAAAAUAAAAGAAAUUUUGGUGGAGGAGGGACAACAACAUAUUCUGGUUCUUUUACUAGAGGAACUAUUGAAUUUCCAAGUCGGCGACAAACACCUGAUCCUGCUUGCAAUCCUUUAGUUCCUCGAAAAACAACUGCUAGCCAAGUAAUUGCCGACCAACAACCCCCACCUCCACGUCCACCUCGCUAUAGACGUGAUGCUCAUGGAACGGCAGCUCUUCCAACUGUGGAAGUUAAACCAAUGCAUAGAAUACAACAAAAUAAACCAACAACAAUUAUCGACAAUAUUUCAUUAAAAUCUAAUCAAACAACUCAAAGCAACAAUCAAUUAAAUAAUUCUUCCUCUCCCUCAAUACCAAAAAGAAGAACAUCUGGAAGUACUGGGGGAAUACAAAAAAGAAGAAAAAAAGAAAAUAUUUUGAAUGUUCCAGAGCCUCCCCCAAGACAUUCUUCGGGGGAUUUGGUGGCAAUUAAAGAAAAAGAAAUAAAUAAAAAUGCUCAACUUUUAUUACAUUCAUUUGGACGUCCUUUAAAUUCAGAAGAAUUAAAUAAUAAAAUUUUAGAAGAAGAACAACAACAAAAUAAUAACAAUAAUAAUAUACAAAUUAAAAAUAAAAAACAAAAAAAUAUCAAUUCUGAUACUUCUACAAAUAUUGUUGGAACAUCUACUUCUUCUGAUUAUCUUACAAUGAAACCUGUACAUAGAGCUAAACCUUUUAAAUUAGGAAAUGAAAUAGAAAAAGAAUCUCUUCCUCUUCCCCCUCCCCCACCCCCACCUCAACAUAGAACAACAACUAAAUUAUAUGAUUGUCCAAUUGAGACAAAUAUAGAUUCUGAUGAAAAUGAAGAAAUUGAAGAAAAAUAA
Messenger RNA from Meloidogyne enterolobii, 8337 nucleotides. The record is from the annotation of a GenBank genome assembly. Lineage: Eukaryota; Metazoa; Nematoda; Chromadorea; Rhabditida; Meloidogynidae.